ACUUAGUCAUCUCGGCGGUCUCGAAACACUGCAGUUGUUGUGACACAUUGUGUCAUAUUGUGUCGCAAUAAUAUCCCGAAGCUCCUCCUAAAGGGACGUUGGCAAGACGAACGACCCGCCGCCGAACGAAACUGUUAAAACGCAAGUUGCUCCGCGGCAUGAACCGCGCGUGUGCCAUGUAAAACCGUCAAGGGACUCGCGUGUGUGCUGUUAGCUGACGGACGAUUUCGACCGAGAGUCAUACUUUCGGUAGCCUUCCGGCGUGUCCCUUCCCGUCCCCGGUAUUCUCGUCUUUUUCUCGAAGAAAGAAAAAAACAACAGUUCAGUGCAGAUAUGUAUUAAGCGGAUCACAAACGAUCCGGAGCCUCGUACCUCGAAGAAAACCGUUCCCGUUUCGGUGAUGGAUUAAGGGCAACGUGUUCACCGAUCUUCGAUUCCAGGAAGAAGAGAAACAAAAUCCGCGAGCCGAUGGAAUUCUUAGACAGACUUCCGAUCCCGAAUCUUCGGGUGUACACGGCGAUCAGCUUCGCCGUUCUGUCCUUCUCCGUCUACUACGCUGGCCAGAUCAUCAAGGACCCAGCAUGGAAGAGCAAUCACACAUACGUGGAGCCAGGCGACAAUGUCAUUGCCAGCGACUUCGAAUCCGACCCGAGGAACCUGGGGAUGCACUUGAAGGAGCUACUAGAAUGCAUGCUCGACGAGCCCAUCUGCAUCUGGACCCUGAUCAACAUGGCGUACUGCGUGCUGAUACUCCUUGGCAAGACGAUCCAGAAGCUCGUGUUCGGUGAACUCCACGUCUCCGAGAGGCAACACCUCAAGGACAAGUUCUGGAACUUCGUUUUUUAUAAGUUCAUCUUCGUGUUCGGCGUGCUGAACGUACAGUACAUGGACGAGGUGGUUCUGUGGUGGGCAUGGUUCACCGCGCUGGGCUUCCUCAGUCUUCUCAGCCAGCUUUGCAAGGAUCGAUUCGAAUACUUGUCUUUCUCGCCAACAACACCUGGCUGGAGCCAUGCAAGACUCCUUGGAUUACUGGCUGCAAUACUGGCAUUAUCUUCUUUCAUGUUACUGCUGUGCACAGCUGCAGCCUUCUUCUUUGUCUCUUUCAACACAUUCGUGUUCACUGCAGCUGAGUGCAGCUUAUUAGGUGUGAGAACAAUUCACGUGAUGGUGAGGUAUAUCAUCCAUUUGUAUGAUAUAAGAGGAGCAGGAACAUCCUCUCAACGUUCGUGGGACAAACGGGGUCCCUUGACCUAUUACACUGAUCUUGUAGCAGAGCUAAUAGUGCUGUCCGUGGAUUUCUUCCAUCAUGUCCACAUGCUACUCUGGAGCAACAUAUUCCUCAGCAUGGCCUCUCUCGUGAUCUGUAUGCAGCUUAGGUACCUUUUCUAUGAAAUCCAACGCAAGUUGACGAAGCAUAGGAAUUACUUAGCUGUGUUGAAUCAUAUGGAACAGAACUACCCAAUGGCAACGCAAGAGGAACUGGCAGAAAACUCGGACAACUGUGCUAUUUGUUGGGAGAAAAUGGAGGCUGCCAGAAAGCUACCUUGUUGUCAUCUCUUCCAUAAUUCUUGUCUACAAUCUUGGCUAGAGCAGGACACGUCAUGUCCAACGUGUAGACUCGCGCUCAGCAUGCAACCGAAUCACCGAGAAAACACGCAGGCGCUACCAAACGAGCUGCAAACACCGGCUAGACAAAAUGAGAAUCAUUUCUUUCAUUUCGACGGCUCGAGAUACGUUUCUUGGUUACCAAGCUUCUCCGUGGAGGUCUCCCACAAUUGGCUGCGCGGAGACAUUUCCACUAUUGCACACAACAACUCGCAAAUGGAUGCUAUGAUCAGACAAGUACAGCAACUGUUUCCCCAUUUUCCACGUAAUUUAAUUGUGGAAGAUCUCCGAGUGACAAGAUCAGUCGAAUGGACCGUUGGAAAUAUCCUUGAUGGAGUGCUGAUACCACCGCAUCAUUUAAUCGAAGAACCACAGUCGGAGUCCGUCCCUCAGAUUCAUACUAGUACCAGUGAAAUUAGUGUCGCUUCAACGCCAUCACCCAGUGAUCCAAGAUUUGACAUUCCUAUUGCUGACGGCAGCGAUGAACCUUCCAGUUUAGGAGGGCGAUUUUCAAAGUCCUCUUCAGAAAGGGAGCUCAUUCUCCAGCAUCGUAAAGAACACAUGAGACUAGCGGCUAGGAGGAAAUAUUUUGAAAAACAGCAUGUAGCUGACCAACGAGUCUCCGAAGCAACUUCUUAAAAUAGGAAACGCAGAGAAAUAUAUGUUGAAGUUUUGAGUUUACGUGCUUGGUAGACUACUUUCUUCGAAGAA
Molecule: messenger RNA, 2316 nt
Organism: Nomia melanderi (Alkali bee)
Lineage: Eukaryota; Metazoa; Arthropoda; Insecta; Hymenoptera; Halictidae
Product: E3 ubiquitin-protein ligase AMFR
Biological process (GO): endoplasmic reticulum unfolded protein response; ubiquitin-dependent protein catabolic process; protein K48-linked ubiquitination
Cellular component (GO): ubiquitin ligase complex; endoplasmic reticulum; cytosol
Molecular function (GO): ubiquitin protein ligase activity; ubiquitin binding
Source: RefSeq, a predicted model, not a curated record